Chiroxiphia lanceolata (lance-tailed manakin) is the source of this 9545-nucleotide messenger RNA. RefSeq names its product ASH1 like histone lysine methyltransferase (gene ASH1L). NCBI's taxonomy places the organism in Eukaryota, Metazoa, Chordata, Aves, Passeriformes, Pipridae. The record is from RefSeq and is a predicted model, not a curated record. Gene Ontology annotation, molecular function: histone methyltransferase activity; protein binding; chromatin binding. Gene Ontology annotation, cellular component: nucleus.
CCCCCCGCCCCCGCCCCGGCCCCUCCGCCCGCGCCCGGGCGGCCGCGGGGAUGCGGCGCGGAGCAAGCCCGUGCUCGGCCCCGGCCGCGCUGCCGCUGACACGAGUGAAAGAUGCUGACUGCCAGUAGUGGAACAGCUCCUCUGAGGAACAUAUCCCUGUAAAACCUUCCCUAAAAAUCACCCGGAGGCAAAUAUUCCGCCUGUGAUGGACCCUCGGAAUACUGCUAUGUUAGGCUUGGGUUCUGAUUCUGAAGGGUUUUCUGGGAAAAGCCCCUCUGUGGCAAACCUUGGCACGUUGGUGGGCAAGGGAGAAGCGGAGCCCGAAGGCUGCAGCAAGGACGAGGAGGACGGGAAGAAGAAGGGCCGGGAGGGCGAGAAUGGGAAGAGCGAGGCCCUGAGCGAGGCCCAGCAGUUCUCCGUGAAGGAAACCAACUUCUCCGAGGGGAACCUCAAGCUGAAGAUCGGCCUUCAAGCCAAGAGGACCAAAAAGCCUCCCAAGAACCUCGAGAAUUAUGUCUGCAGGCCUGCCAUAAAAACCAGCAUCAAGCAGCCGAGGAGGGCUCCCAAGAGCGGGAAGAUGACGGAUGAGAAGAGCGAGCACUGUCCUCCCAAACAAGACCCUUCAAAGUCCUACAAGAAAGCUGGAGAAGUGGCACCAGUUGAGUUACACGCAGAAGAAGGUGUCCAAGUAGAAACAGCCCCUUUAUCCAAGAAAGUUUCCCCGUUGCACUCAGAAAUGACGGAUUACAUGAAGUCAUCUCCUCCCACCCUGAUCAGCAGCCAUAACUCCGAUUUAAAGGACAGAACAGAAAUCAACGGAGCAACAACUGUCACAGAGAAACUGGCUCAGCUCAUUGCAACCUGUCCUCCCUCCAAGUCUUCCAAAGCAAAGCAGAAGAAGCCCGGGAACGGAAGCGCGUCCGGUUUGGUGAAAGACUCUGGGAAGAAGCCGCCAGGAACCAUCAAUCCGAGUGGGAUGGUUGGUAAAGAUUUGGUGAAGAAGCUGCCGGGCUCUGGGAUCGCCGUGGGGCUGGUGAACAAGGACUCAGGGAAGAAGCCAUUGGGGAUUGGCAGCACAGCCAUACUGGUGAACAAAGACUCUGGGAAGAAGCCCAGGAUCGGCCCCUUGAUUGGAUUGGUGAGCAAGGACUCUGGCAAGAGGCCCCCAGGGAUCAGCACUCCCCCCGGGACAGUGCACAAGGACUCUGGGAAGAAGCAACGGACCAGCUCUGCAGUUGGAUUGAUCAGCAAAGGUGGGAGGAAACUUCCAGGGAUCAGCACUCCAGCUGGAUUGACUACCAAGGAGCCUCUCAAGAAGCCAGUAGGGAUCAGCACUCCAGCAGGAUUGGUUAACAAGGAUGCUGGGAAGAAGCUGUUGGGGGUAAACAGUCCUGCAGGUCUGCUCAACAAGGAUUCUGGGAGGAAGAUGCCGGGGACCGGGAAUACGACGGUUCUGAGUAACAAAGACUCUGGAAGGAAGACCCCGGGGAUUGGCAGCCCGGUGGGACCAGUUAGCAAGGACUCUGGGAGGAAGAUGCGAAUUAGCAGUCCAGUGGGGUUGGUUAGCAAGGAGUGUGGGAAGAAGCCGGCAGGGAUUGGCAGCCCGGCUGGUUUGGCCAACAAGGACUCCGGGACACUGAAGGCAGAUUCCCUCACACCCACCUCGGAGCCCUUUAAGCUUCCUUGCAAUUCCAGCCUCAGCAGCCUGGAAAGCCACGAGCCCGCGGAUUUACUGAAGGAGAACCCUCCCAGCAAACCCUUUGAGCACGUUGCGAGGCAGAACAAGGAGAGCAUCCUGGAGAAGUUUUCCAUUCGGAAGGAGAUCGCCGAGGUGGGCAAGGAGAUGUUUAACGAGGGGAUGUGUGUUCCCAGGACACCUUCUCCUCCCAGCGAGAAGGGCGGUUAUGAAGCAUCCAAGCACGAGAAGCAGCCCCCAGUGUAUUGCACUUCCCCAGACUUCAGGACAGGAGGUGCCUCGGAGGUGUCGACAGCCAAUCCCGUUCAGUGCAGUGGGAGAGGGAAUCUCCCCUCCCCUUCCCCCACCGUGUCUGUCCCCACCCUGAGCAGGAGCCUCUCAGCAUCCUCCUCCCAGCUGCCAUCCAACUCAUUGCACUUAAUCACGGCAGAGCUCCUGGAAGGCAUCUCUGAUCCCGUGGGCAAGACUCCCUUUUCCUCUGACAGCAUCCUGGGUCUGAGCAGGACCUGAACCACCCCCUCGUCACGAUUUAAAGGUGCUGACAAAGAUUUGAGCGAUUCAAAGGCUUCUUACGUGGAGACUUCCAGAACCAGUCCUUCCACGGGGAAAAAGCCCAUUUUGGCAGGAACGAGCAUCCACGCCACUGUCACUCCUUCCGUGGAGUUUACCAGCUUGUUCAGCAGCAAGCAGUUCCUGAAAGAUCGGGGCGAUUGCUGCAUCCGAAAAUCCUGCCAAGGAGCGAAGAAUCUGAGCAGCACUCAGCAGUCGAAGCCUCUGAGAAAAAGGAAAGGAAGGAAGCCCCGAUGGACUAAAGUGGUGUCGAGGAGCACGUGUCGACCUCCGAAGGGUCUGGAGCUGGAAAGGUCGGAGCUUUUUAAAAACAUUUCCUACAGUGCACUAUCGAGCAGCAUGGAGCAGGCCAAGUUCCUGAAAAACAUCGGGUCGUCCUCGUUCGUGGAGCACGAGUUCGUCAAGCACCAGUUGCCGGAAGCUGAACGAAGCCAAUGGCCAGUCCCGGCUCUGCUGGCUGAGACUGACAAACCAACCCAGAAGUUCUACAGCGCCCAACAACCCUCCACCCUGUGUAUGGCGGAUGAUUUCUUGCCUGACAUGUACAAACCCAAAGAGGAAGAUCAAACCCAAGGAGAUUGCCAGAGGCUCGAAGGUCCCCCCAAAAGGACUCUAAAGAUUCCGGCGUCAAAAGUCUUCUCAGUGCAGUCGAAAGAGGAGCAAGAGCCUCCCAUUUUGCAGCAGGUUGAAAUUCCCUCCCUGAAGCGAGCCUUAUCGGGACAACCUUUUCCUAAAAAGAGAGGAAGACCAAAAGACAGAUCAGGUCAUCAAUUAAAACGAAACACCUAUUCUGUCCGUGGCACCUUUUGUGGAACAGAGAGCUCGAGCACGAUGGGGCCUGAAAGUGAGCAGCAUCGACCCGGGGAGUUCUUUGAGAGAAAGGACCAGCUCCGAGGGCCUGAAGAGGUCCGCCCCAGUAUUUGCAGCAUGAGUGAUUUGGAAGUAGACUCAGACAGAAAAGUUGCCAAGAGAAAUAACGGACAGUUAAUGAAAACAAUUAUUCGAAAAAUAAAUAAAUGAAAACUCUGAAGCGAAAGAAAACUCCUGAAUCAGAUUCUGUCCAGUACAGUGGAACCAAAUACCAAAGGGAAGAUGCAAUCCAAGCUCCACAACACGGUGUCGACUCUCGCCGCCACGUUCGGUUCGAAGCUGGGCCAGCAUCACGUCAGCAAGAAAGGAACGAUUUACAUAGGAAAGAGGAGAGGGAGGAAGCCCAAAGCCGUCCUGAACGGCCUCUUGGCCAGCAGCGCCGCCAGCCUGACCGUGCUGGAGAAGUCUGCCCAGCAAGCUCCCGGUACGUCCCUGGGCCAGGUCCUGCCCCACCUGCUGCCUCCCGCGGGGAACCCCUCGGAGGUGCUCCCGUCUCCGGUUUGCUCCCAGUCGUCGGCCGUGAGCGGGGGGCAGAGCCCGGUGAGCAGCGACGCGGGGUUCAUCGAGCCCAGCCCCGUGCCCUACCUGCACCUCCACUCGCGGCAGGGCGGCGUGGUGCAGACCCUGGCCAUGAAGAAGGCGGCCAAGGGCAGGAGGAGGCUGUCGCCGCCCACGCUGCUGCCCAACUCGCCCUCCCACCUGAGCGAGCUGACCUCGCUCAAAGAGGCCACGCCGUCCCCCGUGAGCGAGUCCCACAGCGACGAGACCAUCCCCAGCGACAGCGGCAUCGGGACGGACAACAACAGCACCUCGGACCGGGCGGAGAAGUUCUGCGGGCAGAAGAAGAAGAGGCACUCCUUCGACCACGUGUCCCUGCUCCCGCCCGAGACCUCCACCGUGCUCAGCAACCUGAAGGAGAAGCACAAGCACAAGUGCAAGCGCCGCAGCCACGAUUACCUCAGCUACGACAAGAUGAAGAGGCAGAAGAGGAAAAGGAAAAAGAAGUACCCUCAGCUCCGGGGGAGGCAGGACCCCGAUUUCCUCGCCGAGUUGGAGGAGUUAAUAAGCCGGUUAAGUGAAAUUCGGAUAACCCACCGGAGUCACCAUUUUAUACCCCGGGAUUUGCUGCCCACCAUUUUUAGAAUAAACUUCAACAGUUUCUACACCCACCCUACUUUUCCUUUAGAUCCUUUGCACUACAUUAGGAAACCUGAUUUAAAGAAAAAGAGAGGCAAGGCCUCCAAAAUGCGGGAAGCUAUGGCAGAAAUGCCCUUCAUGCAUAGCCUCAGCUUUCUCUCCAGCACCGGGUUCUACCCCUCCUAUGGCAUGCCUUUCCCGUCCCCCCUGGCAGCUGCUCCCAUAGGAUUAGGUUAUUAUGGAAGGUACCCUCCGACUCUACCUCCUCCACCCUCUCCUUCUUUCACGACCCCCCUGCCGCCACCUUCCUACAUGCAUAGCCACUGCUUCUCAACCCCACCAAAUAACCACAAGAAGAAGCAUAAACUCUUGCGCCAGGAAGCUUUCCUCACCACGAGCAGGACCCCCCUGCUGUCCAUGAGCACCUACCCCAGCGUUCCACCCGAGAUGGCCUACGGCUGGAUGCUGGAGCACAAGCACAGGCACCGCCACAAGCACCGGGAGCACCGUUCCUCGGAGCAGCCGCAGGUUUCCAUGGACACUAUCACGGCCAACAGCUCCUCCAGAACGGUUCUGGAGUCCCUGAAGCGCUACAUUGGGAAGGAGGCCGUCGGGGAGAGGUACAAACACAAAGAGAAGCACAGGUGCCACAUGUCGUGCCCACACCUGUCGCCUUCCAAGGGUUUGCUGAGCAGAGACGAGCAGUGGGUCAGGAGGGAGCCUUCGGAGUCGAAUCCCUUGGCACUGGGCCUGCAGACCCCGCUGCAGAUCGACUGCUCUGAGAGCUCCCCGACCCUGUCCCUGGGGGGGUUCCCCCCCGGCUCGGAGCCCGCCGGCACCGAGGAGCACACGAACCUUUUCACAAGUGCAAUAGGCAGCUGCCGAGCGCCCGGCCCCGCCGGCCCUGCCGCGCGCAAGAAGCUGCCCGAGAGCCCCGGGCUGUUCAGCGCCCAGGACGCGCCGCUGCCCCGGCCCCUGCGCAAGGAGCCCGCCCUGGAGAAGGCCCUGCAGCCCCUCUCAGGCACUUUGCCAGCCCAGGACAAACCCUCGCAGAGGCCGUCGGAGAGCACAAACUGCAGCCCUUCCAGGAAGAGAUCCACGUCGGAGAGCACGUCUCCUCCAGGGAUGUCGGUGCCAGCCCGGAGCGCCCGCCUGGCCCCGGCUGCCGAGGACUCUGUGGACACUCUGCUCCAGCGCAUGGCACAGGAGGGCCCGCCCGCGCUGGACAAGACCCUGGAAGCCGUGAUGGCCAACGUGCCACCCUCAGCCAGUCCCGCUCGGAACCACUCCAGGGAGAGAGCUCUGGGCAAGCAGGACAACCUGGUGGCUCCAGCCAUUCCCAGCAGCUCCUGCAGCGACAGCAUCUCCCUCCUGUCGGAGCGGCUGCCCGGCAGCUACUCCCCGAGGCACCUCAAGAGGAGCGUGGUGGAGGCCAUGCAGCGCCAAGCGAGGAAAAUGUGCAAUUACAACAAGAUCCUGGCCACAAAAAAAAAUCUGGACCACGUCAAUAAGAUCCUGAAGGCCAAAAAGCUGCAGAGGCAGUCGCGGACCGGGAACAACUUCGUGAAGCGGCGGCCGGGGCGGCCCAGGAAGUACCCGCUGCAGGCUGUGGUGUCCAUGCAGGCCUUCCAGGCCCACAGGCUGGUCAGCCAGGAGCUGGAGAACGGGGAGCCGAGCAGCAGCCCCCUGCACCUGGGCCCUGACACCAUCACGGACGUCAUCGAGGCCGUGGUGCAGAGCGUGAACCUGAACCCCGAGCACCGCAAGGGCUGGAAGAGGAAGAGGUGGCUGCCGGAGGAACAGGCCAGGAAGAGGCACAAGUCUUUGCCUGAGGAUGAACAGGAGAGCAAUAAGAGUUUUUCUGAGCCAGUAGCUGAACCUCCCAGUCCACAGGAUGCCCUUGGGAAACCACCUGAGCCUGAGAACCCUGAGCAGCCUCUGCCUGCUCUGCCCCAGCGGGAGAAGAAAGCCCCUCGACCCCCAAAGAAGAAGUACCAGAAGGCAGGGCUCUACUCUGACGUGUACAAAACAACAGACCCCAGGAGCCGCCUGAUCCAGCUGAAGAAGGAGAAGCUGGAAUACACCCCGGGGGAGCACGAGCACGGGCUGUUCCCUGCCCCCAUCCACGUCGGAAAGUACCUCAGACAAAAGAGAAUUGACUUCCAGCUGCCUUACGACAUCCUCUGGCAGUGGAAACACAACCAGUUGUAUAAAAAGCCAGAUGUCCCACUUUACAAAAAAAUCCGUUCUAAUGUCUACGUGGAUGUCAAACCCCUCUCUGGCUACGAGGCCACCACCUGCAACUGUAAGAAACCAGAGGAUGACAGUGGGAAGGGCUGUGUGGAGGAUUGUCUGAACAGGAUGAUCUUUGCAGAGUGUUCCCCCAACACGUGCCCCUGUGGGGAGCAGUGCUGCAACCAGCGGAUCCAGAGGCACGAGUGGGUGCAGUGCCUGGAGAGGUUCCGGGCCGAGGAGAAAGGAUGGGGUAUUCGUACCAAAGAGCCCCUGAAAGCAGGACAGUUUAUCAUUGAAUAUCUGGGAGAAGUUGUUAGUGAGCAAGAAUUCAGGAACCGGAUGAUCGAGCAGUACCACAACCACAGUGACCACUACUGCCUGAACCUGGACAGCGGGAUGGUCAUCGACAGCUACCGCAUGGGCAACGAGGCUCGCUUCAUCAACCACAGCUGCAACCCCAACUGCGAGAUGCAGAAAUGGUCCGUGAACGGUGUUUAUCGGAUCGGGCUCUAUGCACUCAAGGACAUGCCUGCUGGGACUGAGCUGACCUACGACUACAACUUCCAUUCCUUUAAUGUUGAAAAGCAGCAACUCUGCAAAUGUGGCUUUGACAAAUGCAGAGGGAUAAUUGGGGGGAAAAGUCAGCGUAUGAAUGGACUUUCAAGCAAAAGCAACCAGCCUGUGAGCACCCACAGGAGGCCUGGACGGUCGAAAGAGAAGAGGAAGUCAAAGCACAAAUUAAAGAAGAGGAGGGGCCACAUCCCUGAGGAACCCAGUGAAAGUGUGAACGCCCCGACCAGGCUGACCCCUCAGCUGCAGAUGAAGCCCAUGUCCAACAGGGAGAGGAAUUUUGUGCUAAAACACCACGUAUUUCUGGUACGAAACUGGGAGAAGAUCCGACAGAAGCAGGAGGAGGUGAAGCACGUCAGUGACAACAUCCACAGCACGUCCCUGUACACCCGCUGGAACGGGAUCUGCCGGGAUGACGGGAACAUCAAAUCAGACGUGUUCAUGACCCAGUUCUCAGCCCUGCAGACGGCCCGCUCGGUGCGGACGCGGCGCUUGGCGGCGGCCGAGGAGAACCUCGAGGUGGCUCGUGCUGCCCGCCUGGCACAGAUCUUCAAGGAAAUAUGUGACAGCAUCAUAUCCUACAAAGAUUCCUCCAGGCAGGCGCUCGCAGCUCCUCUCCUGAACCUGCCCCCAAAGAAAAAAAAUGCAGACUAUUACGAGAAGAUCUCUGACCCCUUGGACCUCGCCACCAUUGAGAAGCAGAUCCUGACUGGCUACUACAAAACUGUGGAAGCUUUUGAUGGGGACAUGCUGAAGGUGUUCAGGAAUGCAGAGAAAUACUACGGCAGGAAGUCCCCCACGGGCCGCGACGUGUGCCGGCUGCGCAAGGCCUACUACAGCGCCCGGCACGAGGCGGCCGCGCAGAUCGACGAGAUCGUGGGCGAGACGGCCAGCGAGGCCGACAGCAGCGAGACCUCGGUGUGCGACAAGGACAACGGGCACGAGAAGGACGAGGACGUCAUCCGCUGCAUCUGCGGCCUCUACAAGGACGAGGGGCUCAUGAUCCAGUGUGAAAAGUGCAUGGUCUGGCAGCACUGUGACUGCAUGGGUGUGAACUCGGACGUGGAGCACUACCUGUGUGAGCAGUGUGAACCUCGGGCUGUGAGCAGGGAGGUCCCCAUGAUCCCUCGGCCCCACUAUGCCCAGCCUGGCUGUGUUUAUUACAUCUGCCUGCUGAGGGACGACCUGCUGCUCCGCCAAGGUGACUGUGUGUACCUGAUGAGAGACAGCCGCAGGACCCCCGACGGGCACCCCGUGCGUCAGUCGUACCGGCUGCUGUCCCACAUCAACAGGGACAAACUCGACAUCUUCCGCAUCGAGAAGCUCUGGAAGAACGAGAAGGAGGAGCGUUUUGCCUUCGGCCACCACUAUUUCCGUCCACACGAAACCCACCACUCCCCGUCCCGCAAGUUCUACCACAACGAGCUCUUCCGGGUCCCGCUCUACGAAAUCAUCCCCCUGGAGGCCGUGGUGGGCACGUGCUGUGUGCUGGACCUGUACACCUACUGCAAAGGGAGGCCCAAGGGGGUGAAGGAGCAGGAUGUGUACAUCUGUGACUACCGCCUGGACAAGUCAGCUCACCUCUUCUACAAGAUCCACCGGAACCGCUACCCCGUGUGCACCAAGCCCUACGCCUUCGACCACUUCCCCAAGAAACUCACUCCCAAGAGGGACUUCUCACCUCAUUAUGUGCCAGACAACUACAAGAGAAACGGAGGCAGGUCAUCCUGGAAAUCAGAUCGCUCAAAACCACAGAUCAAAGACUUAAACCAAGAGGAGGACGCUCUGCCCCUGAUGGAGGAGGUGCUGGGAGCCCCAGAGCAGGUGCCAGGGGAGCUGCCCGGCCCCGAGGAGCCCGACAAGGAGCCGGUGCCCAGCGAGGGCUGCGAGGCAGAGAAGAAGGGGGAGGAGACCCCCUCGGACACCAGGCAGCUCUGCAGCCCCGAGGAGAGGAGGCACCUCCAGAGGGAGAGGCUGAACCAGAUCCUGCUCAACCUCCUAGAGAAAAUCCCAGGGAAAAAUGCCAUCGACGUCACGUACUUGCUGGAGGAGGGAUCGGGCAGGAAACUGCGGCGCCGCACCCUGAGCAUCCCCGAGAGCAGCUUCAGGAAGUGACAGCGGGGCCACCCCAGCUCUGGGGGCUGUGACUUGGGGGGGCCGCCGAGCCCCGAGGGCCGCGGCCCGACCUCCUCCGUGCCGGCCCAGGGGGAGGAGGCGGCAGCGAACUGACAGAACUACAAACAGUAGCACUUAAAGGGGCCGGGGCGUCGCCCUGCCCUGCUCUGCAGUGCUCUUGGUGUGUGUGUUGGUGGGCGUGCCUUGUAUUGAUGUUAGGUACUGAGGAAACCUCGUGGUUAUAUUGUCCAGGAUGGUCAAAUUUAAUUUAUUUUUUGCUUGAUAUUCCCACUCAGAGGAAAAACGAACACAAAAAAAAAUAAUAAAAAAAAAAGAAAUUAAAAAAAAAAAA